Messenger RNA from Linum tenue, 1636 nucleotides. NCBI's taxonomy places the organism in Eukaryota, Viridiplantae, Streptophyta, Magnoliopsida, Malpighiales, Linaceae. The record is from the annotation of a GenBank genome assembly.
AAAGAAUCAAGUCGUCUCGUUGCAGACCAAUGGUCAUUCUUUUACUUAACUAAUAAUGAAGGCAUCAUCGUGGGUUACCUAAUCUUGCCAUCAAGAGACUGCAGCCGGCCAGCCCUUCUGUUUAAUUUAUAUGUACGUACAUUAAUUACUACAUAAGGCAGCUUCUAGCUAAUCUCUACCUUGAAAAGAUCAGUAGUAAUAAGAAGAAGAAGAAGAAGAAGAAGAAGAAGAAGAAGAAGAAGAAGAAGAAGAAGAAGAAGAAGAAGAAGAAGAAGAAGAAGAGUUUCGCUUAGAAAUGGUGGGAUUGGAACGGAAGUUUGGAGGGUCUCUGGCUGUUCCCAAUGUUCAACAACUCGCUUUGAGCUCGAAUGAUAUCGUACCCAUCAGGUACAUACACCCCGAACUCGAUCUUGAACGAGUUUCUAAUGACGAGUACUCUGGCUAUCUCCCGGUAAUCGAUAUAGGAAAGCUCGUUGGUGGUGGCUGUGAUGUUGAUGGCGAGUUAGCUAAGCUUCAUUCUGCAUGCAGAGAGUGGGGAUUCUUCCAGGUGAUAAAUCAUGGAAUUGUUGAGGAGGUGAUCCUGAAUAUGAAAGCUGAUGUCCAGCAGUUCUUCAAACAAACAUUGCAAGAGAAAAUGAAAUGUGCACAGCUGCCAAAUGACCUUGAAGGAUAUGGCCAAGCAUUUGUUCUGUCUGAAGAGCAAAAACUUGAUUGGAGCGACAUGCUUUAUAUUCUUGCACAACCUAUGGAGAGAAGGAACAUGAGGGUUUGGCCAACCGUUCCCUCUUCUUUCAGGACAACUCUGGACGAGUAUUCAUCAGAAGUUGGAAAGUUGUCAAUCAUCCUACUAGGUUUUGUGGCCAGGAACCUAGGACUCGAUCCAGAAAAGCUUAUCUCGUCGUUCAGAGAAGGUCCUCAAGGUAUAAGAAUGAACUACAUUCCAUCAUGCAAGCAAGCGAGCAAGGUCAUUGGUCUCCACCCACAUUCCGACGUCGAUGGAUUGACAUUGUUGACUCAAGUGAAUGAAGUUCAAGGAUUACAAAUCAAGAGAGAUGGGAAAUGGGUCCCCAUUGCUCCCAUACCAGGUGCCUUCGUAGUCAAUGUCGGCGACAUCAUUGAGAUAAUGAGCAAUGGAGAAUACAAGAGCGUAGAGCACAGAGUGGUUGUGAACCCCGAAAAGGAGAGGCUGUCGAUUGCAGCAUUCCACAACACAAACUCCAAUGCCGUGAUCGGCCCAUUGCCGGACCUCAUCAAUAGGGGGGAUCAGAAGCAAGCACCGAAAUAUAAAACCGUGUCUACCACGGAUUACAUCAAGCUUGUUAUGAGGUCUACACUCGACGGAAAAUGCCUCAUUGACGAGAUGAAGAUACGAACAGAAGCAGCAGCAGCUAGCAGUGAAGAAAAGCCCAUGAUCAAACCUAGCUAGAUAGCUAGCUGCAAAUUAGUCCAAGCUAUAUAUAUGACAUGCAUGAGUUAAAUGUUUGAGAUGCAUAAUUUCUGCGUACACUUUGUACGUAGAUGAGAUGAGAUUCAUAUGUGCAUCCCUAUAUGUAAUCCUGGACCAUGAGCAAGAUAGCGCGGAUGCAUGGGACCGUUUCUUCCAGUACUUGUGACUAAUUAGAAUUUUUUUUUUUUU